GCAGAGUGGAUGAGCGGCGGAGAGUGGAGCAUAGCCACAGCUACAGAGACAGUUGCGGUUCCACACAGCUCUCUGCAAGGCGAUCAGCUCGGUCCCUGCCGACACUCCACGGGAACUCUCGCCUCGCCAGUUAAUCGGACAGCAAGGAACAACUAUUAUCUUCGCUAGAAGAAAAAAAAUAAUACGGCGGUAGAUGUCUGGAAACCGGGUGCAGUUUGCAGGACUACCGCCCCCGGGAGAUGCGAAGGAACGCCACAAAGUAGCACAUCAUGGGAAAUCAAACUUGCGUGUAACCUCAUCAGAUGAUGCUGAGCGUAUUAAACCAAAGGAAACCCUCGCGAAUGGAAAUAACCGCGCUUCAAAUACUAAACUUGCUCGGAACAUUCCACGAAGGCACACUGUAGGUGGAGCUCGCAGUUCAAAAGAAAUAUUGGGAAUGCAGCCGUCAGAAAUGGACAGGAAAAGAGAAGCUUUCCUGGAACAUCUGAAGCAGAAGUACCCCCAUCAUGCAACUGCCAUUAUGGGGCAGCAGGAACGACUCAAAGAACAGAGCAGAAGCCCAAAGCAUUUAAGAAGUUCCCAGCCUGGUCUUGGGGAGCAGGCUGAGCACCUCUCAGUUGCAUCUGCAGAUUCCUUUGAAGCAAUGGCAGAGCCAGAGGCACCACAUCUUUUUAACAGAGGGACCCGCUUGCGUGCGAGCCUCCCAGUUGUUCGAUCAACCAAUCAGACAAAGGACCGAUCAUUGGGUGUACUGUAUCUUCAGUAUGGAGAUGAAAUGACACAAUUUACAAUGCCAAAUGAAAUCACAUCAAUGGAUACAGUUCAUGCACUCUUUGUACGUGCCUUCCCUAAACAACUCACAAUGAAGAUGCUGGAAUCUCAAAAUGUAGCUGUGUAUAUUAAGGAUGAAGCCAGGAAUGUAUUCUAUGAGCUAACUGACUUGAGGAACAUUCAAGACCGAGCACUAUUGAAGGUUUACCACAAGGAUCCUGCUCAUAUUUCUUUUAACCAUUCUUCAAGGGCUUUAAAUGGAGAUGUAAGAAUGCAGAGGGAGAUGGUUUACACAAAAGAAGCCCCUCCUUCCUUCCGCCACCAUGGUCCUCUUCCUCAUGGACCACCAAAUUCACCACCGAUAGCUCAGUCAAUGCCACCUUCACCGUCCAGGAUCCCGUACAAUGGAGGAAGGACCAUUCCUAUGCCAGGCAGUGCUACUGUCCCUCGGGACAGACUAUCCAGUGUGCCACCAUCAAGGUCCAUAUCCCCUAGUCCGAGUGCCAUCUUGGAGAGGAGAGAUGUGAAGCCUGAUGAAGAUCUGAGUGGUAAAAAUAUUCCCCUCUUCAGAAAUGAAGGUCUGUACGCAGAUCCUUACAUGUAUCACGAUGGACGGAUGAGCAUCGCUUCAUCCAGCGCUGGAAUCCCUGGGGAUGUUCCCGAUCACAUGCUGUACCACCGGCCUUCACUGAGGUCUGGCAAUCCAUACCCAAGCACCAGUGGACAAACUGAUAUGAUGGAACAGUCAAUGUACAGAACAAAGCCCAGAAAAUAUUCAGAUGGCUACGCACCAGCAGUUAGCUCCAAAACACCACCACCUUCUCCUCAGAAGUUAAGUGAAAUGCGCACGAUGGACAUCCAUGGACAGGGUAUUCACAUGGCUCACCCUACCCAGCUCGACAGAUCUUCUUCUAUGCGGAACUCCCUCAGGAAAGACUCUGGGCCACCAAUGGUUACAGAAACCGCAGUAAUCAAGUCGCGUAGUGCUGCUUCCUCACCUUCCAUUUCCGACGUUGUGCCGUUUUCAGCUGAUAAGCAAAUGGCAGGCUACAGUGGGGCCACUGGGACACCAAAUGAUCCAGAAACCAGGGAACGAAUGAAGGCCAUGGAGAAGCAGAUUGCUAGUUUGACAGGCCUUGUUCAGUCUGCACUGUUCAAGGGGGGCAGCGGUGCUAAAGAAAAUCCCAGUGAGAAGUUAAAAGUUACACCACAAGCCAGCAUCUCUGACACACAAGGUGCAACAAGUACAAUCUCCGGGGUUACUCUUGAAUCUUCGGGUAUGGCUGCCCAACCCUCGGCCUCCUGUCAGCAGCAAAUUCAAAAUAAUGUGUAUGAUUUACGAAGGAAUAUUCAUGACUUGCGCCUGCAGCUUCAGCAGUUGAGACAAUCACAGCUCACAAACCAAGAGACACUCAAAGCAAUGUUCAAGAAAGCAGAGUCUGAAAUCAAUGGCAGGGUAAUUGAAGCGGUGAGGAGAGCAGAGGACCCUCUGCAGAGACAACGUAUACUUGUGGAAGAGGAGCGACAGAAAUACUUGGCUGACGAGGAGAAAAUAAUACAGCAACUGUGUGGGUUGGAGAAAUCCAUAGAUGGUCUGAACAAGGAUGCCUCUUCCGCCCAGCAAAUGGUCACCUUAAAGGACGUGGAGGAGGGCGCAGUCGCACUGCGUCAUGUGGGCGAAUCACUGGCAGGUCUAAAAGUUGAAUUCCCCACUUUGCAGAAUAAAAUGCGGGCAGUUCUGCGAGUGGAGGUGGAAGCUGUGAAGUUUUUGAAGGAAGAGCCCCACAAGUUGGAGAGUCUACUAAAGAGAGUCAAGAGUAUGACGGAGGUGCUCACAAGUUUAAGGAGACAUGUAACUGAAGACCUUUUGAGAGGAGCAGAGUCCCCUCGUCCAUCACAGACAAGCAAUAUAGAAACUACUGUCACAGCUGCUGAGACUGAAAUUUCCAAAGAUUCUCCUUUGCGAGUUCAGGAGCCUGCUCAUGCUGCACAAGCAACUCUCCCUCUAAGCACCUCGAGCACGCUCACUGAGGCUCAGAAUUCCCUGGUGAAAUCAGAGUCGCAUUUGGUCGUCCACCAUGUUCAAAGUUCUCCUGUCCUAAUUCACCAAUCCCACCACUCAUCGGCGUUGGUUCACCCGACCCAAAGCCCCCUGGCCAUGCCCAAACAGCCACACAGUGUAUUAUCCAGUGUCCAGCCACAGCUUCAGAUCUCUCCAGCUGUGGUCAAACCAUCUCAGGAGUCAGCAGAUGGAGUAUCUCAGACCCAGAGUGCUGCAGUUCACCAGUUUCAGAGUCCACCAUCAAGUGCCCAGGCUCCUCCUGGUCAGAACAUAUUCUUCGAUGAAAUUCAAGCUGCGACAAAUACCAAAAAAGGCAUUCACCGAAAAAUGACCAUCGAGGCAGCAGAGAAAGAAUGGGAGGAAAAGAGGCAGAACAUGAAUCAGUAUGAUGAGAAGGAGUUUGAGCGACUUCUGGAGGAGGCACAAGCAAAUAUGAUGAAGGGAAUUCCUAGCCUGGAAGUAGAGCCUGAACAGAAACCAACUGCAAAGUCAGAGGAAGUGGACGGAAUCAAACAAUUAGAGGAGGUGCCAUUGUUUGAAGCAGGAAAUGAGAAGCCGAUAAAAUCUCCGCCACCGCCACCGCCACGCAGAUCCUAUCCACCUGGGUCUGGUCUGACAACAGCGAGGUCUGGAGAAGUGAUACUUACUGCCAAGAAAGAAAGUAGUCCUGUCACAUCUGAAGAGAAUAGCCCAGUGCUACUAAAAUCUCCAAGGAGUCCUGUGGAAGUGAAGGAUCUGACACUGACCUCUGCACCAAUAGCUGCUUCUGCCAUCAAAGAAGAUGAAGAUGAGGGCAACCGGAUAAUGGCAGAACUACAGGCUUUCCAGAAAUGUUCACUUAUGGAUGUAAGUUCCAAAACAGUUGUUGAACAUCCGAAAGUUGAAUUACAAGCCAGAGAUGUAAGGUCCACAACCUUAUCACCCCCUAAAGAAAAGAAGCAGAGACCAGACACUUUUGGCGAACAGGUUAUAUGCACAGAGAAUGAAUACAAGGCUGUGUUGGAUUCUAAAAUGGUUUCUUGUGAUACUACAAUGGCCUCCAACGUGUUUGUAUUCCAUAAUCAACCAGCACUUACUCAAAUGGAGCUUCAACCACAGAAUGAGAAUCCUUUGCCUUCAUCACUACAGAAGAAAACGACAAAAUAUUUAGAUGAAGAAGAGAAAUCUGUGCUCGAUCAGGCGUGGGUUGCCAUUCAAUCUGUUGAAAAUAAGGAAGAUGUCACUCUAGUGAAAGAGCUUAUGCCAGCAAUAAAAACUGAUGAAUUAAUUGUGAAGAUUGAUACAAAAAAUGGGCUGCAGGAUUUUGAUUCAGCGCAUGGAGCGGACAAGUCAGUGUGUACAAGUAUUUCCAUAUCUGAGGAGGUUGUUGGUCAGAGUCUUCACCCCAAGCUGAAGAAAACAAGUAUAGCGAUACCUCUACUACAGUCCACUAAAGUUCUAGACCAGCAUGACUCAUUUGCUAACAAAUGUGAACCGUUUGAAUGGGAAAUGCCAACAGCAGACAUGAGUACACAGAAAGAAAACUAUAGCCAGCAGGUGGUAUUGAGACAGAAGCCCCUCAGAAAUGUUACCAUUAAAUAUUUGGAUGAUGUUGAAUCUUCAAGCUCCUCUGGUGAAGAGUCCCCAACGAGUGACAACAUUGCAUUCAUGAUCACAAACACUGAGGUCCAGGCACUGUCCAGUGGGGAGGUUAAUGAAAUUGUGAAUAAGAAAGGGGAAUCCAUCCAGACUGUGAACGUAGAUGCAAAUCAAGAAAUGACAGCACAUCAAGAUAGUUAUCAGGAGGCUGGUCAGGAAGACUCAGUACUUUUUAUGGAUAGAAAACCAGUAAUUAUUAUCUUUGAUGAGCCAAUGGACAUCCGAUCGGCGUACAAAAGAUUGUCAACAGUGUUUGAAGAAUGUGAUGAAGAGUUAGAAAAGAUAAUGGCUGAAGAAAAAAUAGAAGAAGAGAACGAAGAAUCUGAAACAUCCAACCUUGCAGAAACAUUAGAAGAACCCACAAAGAUUAGUGAUGAAGUGCAAUUGAAAAGCAUUUCUCCUCCCAUGGAUUCAGUACCCAGUUUGGUGUGCGAUAAAACUAAUGGCCUGUUACACCUUGGUUCCGCUGAAGUCAGUGAACCAAAAGAAAGUAAAUCUGGUGCAAUAGAAGGUGAGGACCCAAAAUCAGAUUGUGUAGAAGGGGGCCCAUUUGCCAAUAAGGCAGACAACAAGAAAAAGUUUAAAUUCAAAUUCCCAAAGAAGCAGUUUGCAGCUCUGACCCAAGCUAUUAAAACAGGCACAAAGACUGGGAAGAAAACCUUGCAGGUCGUUGUUUAUGAGGAUGAAGAAGAACUCGAUGGAACAGUGAAACAGCAUAAGGAAGCUAAAAGAUUUGAAAUUGAGCAGUCGAAAAGCAAAGAUGAAGCCCCAGAACCAAGGCAACUUAGCUGCACUGAUGUGGCAUCUAAUCCAUCUAGAACUGACCAGAUUCGAAAAAAUACUUACAAGACCUUGAAUAGUCUUGAGCAAACCAUCAAACAGUUAGAAACAACUAUUAGUGAAAUGAGCCCAAAGAUGGCAGAGGAAAAGUACACAAUGUGCCCUUCAAACAUCAGUGAAUUAUCUCAAGGGCCUGUAUCAUGGGAUGAAUCCAAAUCUACUGAUUACCUAUUGCAUUCCACUGCAAAGGCAACUCAUACCACCAAGACCAAACCACCUCUCCUUCCAAAAAUCUCCACAAAAUCAAGUGAACAGCAGGGUUCAAGUCUGAUGUCCCCUGCCAGCAGAAUGCCUGUCUCUGUGGGAUCAAAAUUACGGCAGCAACAAGGAAAUACAGAAAAGGUGACGAAACAGAAGCUCCAGGACGCCCAGCGACAGUUCCGACAGGCUAAUGGAAGUGCUAAGAAACCUGGUGGGGAGACUAAGGCUACCUCCCCUACUUUACCUGCUUCUAAGAUCCCGGCCCUUUCUCCUGGCUCUGGGAAAAGUAGCUCUGUGUCUGGUUCUAGCAAUGAAAGCACUAACCAUCCCAGUACUUCCAGUAAACAUCCCUUAUCCACUGCUAAUUCCCUCGCUCCAACUUCAGGGCGUAAUGCCCAAGUUCCAUCUGUGUCCCAUAUUCCUUCUACCUCUAAUGGCUCGCUUAAGCUUCAUGCUCAUAGCCCUGCCAUAAUGGGCAGAGGACAGCCUCUUUCUUUUCCAAAUGGCAGACCCUCUUCAUCUUCCUCAUCCUCUUGCCCAUCCCCGGUUUCUCCGACCUCACUGACUCAAGGGGCGAAGAGUAUCCGGACAAUCCAUACUGCUAGUUUUGCAAGCUACAAGCAACAGAACAUCAACCCCAGCAAAUCCACCGUCAAAGAAACGGCAUAGAGGCAUGUUGGAACCCUUCCAUCUUUAACUUUUUUUUCAAAAAGUUACAGUAGAAUGCUUUUCAUUUCAUUAUGAUUUUGUAAAGUUCCUCACAUAGUUGCAUUCAGCGUAGCCAGAAUUAACAGAUUGUUGUAAACCUGCGAACACUGAAUUCCUUGUGUGGUUUCAAUGGAAAUGUGAAGUAACUUGCAGUGUUUCUCCUGUAAAUAAUUAUUUUAGUUGAGCAGAUUCAGAAUCAGGUGGUAUAAUAAAAGAUUGGGUGUUGAGGUAUAAUGAAUAUAGUAGCAAAGACAUUCACCUGCUGGCAACAUUUUUUUUUCAAGCACAUUGUUUUGUAUUCAGAGUAUAUUUUCACAUUGUGCAGUUGGCAUUGCUUUAACUGUUGUAAAGUUUGAAUAACGGACACUGGGAUACUGAUAUUAAAGCUAAGGCAUAAAUUAUUCCAUACCAAAACAUCACAAUAGGAGGGUGGGGGUGGGGGAAAGCUGGGGAACUGUAACAGAGUCAAAGGCGAAACAGUGACAAGGCAACUGCACACACAGUUUGCACUGAAUUAAACUUAUUCAGUAUAUUUGUUAUUAGACUGCUAUAGUAAGAAUAUGACAUAAAUGCUUUAUUUAAUGCUUGUUUCUUAAUCCUAGCAAAUGGAUUUUACCUGCAGCUAAUAAUGUUAAGUCACAGACAGCUACUUGUAGCUUAAGGAGACAAUAUGUUGCAUUUUUGUUGACCAUAACUAGCUACAUAUUUCAUUAAAGCAAGAAGUAAUCAAUACUCCCAAUUAAGGCUCCAUUUCCACUAUUGGGAGUUCUUAUAAAUAAAAAUGCUUCACAUGAUGAUGAAAAAGGGAUGUGAUAAUGCCGAUCAAAUACUUUGUUUGGAUGAGUGCAAGACUGGUGUAAUGUUGUAGAUAUACUAUCUGUGUUGUACUGCCAUUCUCUCAAUAAUAAAAAUAUAAGUAUUGCUUUUUUUGGAGUGAUGGAUGAAAUGCUGUUUCCUAUUUUGCAUCAGUUUUCAUGUAAAGCUAACUAUUCUUUUUAAUUGCUGCAAACUUUGUUUGUACUUCCAUUUAAUAGUCCUUAAGAUAUAGUUAUACAAUUGUUUUGAAACUAAUUUUUUUGCCUAGUUUCAUGAAAGUGAAUGCUAGUUGCAGUUACUUAUUAAAAAAAUGUUAACCUACAUUAAGAGACUUGUAAAACUGGCAAACCUAUAUGUUUUGUGUGUAUAUGAAGUUAUACACAAUAUCUGCUUAUAAAUCUGCAGGGAUGCUUAUAGUUCUCACUCUAGUACCAAAGUUUGUUUAUUUGCAUGUCUUUUUAUUAUAAGAUAUAUUUUAAGAAACAGAUGGGUAUAUGUGAUCUAUAAGAUGGGGCAUGUUUGCACAUCCAGAGGUUUUUUUUGUACAUAGUUUUGUUAUUUGUAAAACAUAUUAUAUUGUAAAAUACAGCAUUGUGGUGAACUGCAAACUCUAGCCUUGUCAAGAAGCAAUGAAAUAAAGGGCCGCAUGCUUGUAGUUCUA
Molecule: messenger RNA, 7697 nt
Organism: Pristis pectinata (smalltooth sawfish)
Lineage: Eukaryota; Metazoa; Chordata; Chondrichthyes; Rhinopristiformes; Pristidae
Product: sickle tail protein
Exons: 21
Coding region: 194-6181 (1995 amino acids)
Cellular component (GO): cytoplasm
Source: RefSeq, a predicted model, not a curated record